Penicillium canariense is the source of this 378-nucleotide messenger RNA. Its product is annotated as nuclear transport factor 2 family protein. Lineage: Eukaryota; Fungi; Ascomycota; Eurotiomycetes; Eurotiales; Aspergillaceae. Gene Ontology annotation, cellular component: nuclear pore central transport channel. The transcript has 6 exons. The record is from RefSeq and is a predicted model, not a curated record. Bases 1 to 378 code for a protein of 125 amino acids. Gene Ontology annotation, biological process: protein import into nucleus.
AUGACCGACUUCACCAGCAUUGCUCAGCAGUUCGUUGAGUUCUAUUACAAUGCCUUCGACACCAACCGCAGCGGCCUGACCCCUCUCUACCGUGAGAACUCGAUGCUCACCUUCGAGACUAGCUCCGUGCAGGGUGCUGCGGCUAUCACCGAGAAGCUGGCUAGCUUGCCCUUCCAGCAGGUGCGUCACCAGAUCGCGACCUUCGACGCCCAGCCCUCCAGCGACAACGGCAUCAUCGUCCUGGUUACUGGCGCUCUCUUGGUCGACGAGGAGCGGAAGCCCAUGAACUAUACCCAGCUCUUUAAGCUGCAGCCCGACGGUGCCGGCAGCUACUUCGUGCUUAACGACGUCUUCCGCCUGAUCUACGCUGUCGAAUAA